This is a messenger RNA of Staurois parvus, 738 nucleotides long. The record is from the annotation of a GenBank genome assembly. NCBI's taxonomy places the organism in Eukaryota, Metazoa, Chordata, Amphibia, Anura, Ranidae.
AUGCUGACCAGAAAGAUAAAACUCUGGGAUAUUAAUGCUCACAUCACAUGUCGCUUGUGCAAUGGUUACCUUAUUGACGCCACUACUGUUACUGAGUGCUUACAUACCUUUUGCAGAAGUUGUUUGGUGAAGUAUUUGGAAGAGAAUAACACAUGUCCAACAUGCAGAAUUGUAAUCCAUCAGAGCCAUCCUCUACAGUAUAUAGGCCACGACCGAACAAUGCAAGAUAUUGUUUACAAACUGGUGCCAGGUCUUCAAGAAGCCGAAAUCCGAAAACAAAGAGAAUUUUAUCACAAGCUUGGAAUGGAAGUGCCUGGUGAUAUCAAAGGGGAAACUUGUACAGCUAAACAGAAUGUAGAAGCGGUUAGGAAUGGUGAAACAAAGCCAGAAGAUAAUUCAAAUAAAGAGACAACAGAAGAAAAACAAGAAGACGACCAUGACUAUCACAGAAGUGAUGAGCAGGUCAGUAUAUGCUUAGAAUGCAAUAGCAGCAAGUUGCGUGGACUCAAGCGAAAAUGGAUACGCUGUUCAGCUCAAGCAACAGUCUUGCAUUUAAAAAAGUUCAUAGCCAAAAAACUCAAUUUGUCGUCAUUCAAUGAGUUGGACAUUUUAUGCAAUGAAGAAAUUCUGGGCAAGGAUCACACGCUUAAGUUUGUUGUUGUUACAAGAUGGAGAUUUAAGGUAUAUCUGAUGUUUUGUGUUUUGAUAUAUUUUUUUAUGUUGACAUUUAAUUUAUAA